CUGGCUCCUGGCUCGGCGGCCGGCGCAAGGAAUUCUUUCGAAAUUUUUGCACUUUUAUCGUUCGUAAAGAUUGCUUGCAUCCUUCUUGAUUUGUAAAAUUCGUUUUCAUUUCGUGAAUAAUUUGUUACACGCAAGACGUUGUAGAGUUCAAUUUACGUAACCAAUUUUAUAAGUGGUAGAAUGUCCGACAUUGAAAGUGAUAUGGAAGUUGUUGAUGCUCCGGCUGAUCCAAAGGAGAAGUCCAGCACGGCUCAAACGAGGAAAUCUCAUCUACCUUGGAUCGAAAAAUACAGGCCAACAAAAUUUGAAGAAAUUGUAGGGAAUGAGGACACACUCCAAAGACUCAGUUAUUUCGCACAGGCUGGAAACGUUCCAAACAUCAUCAUUGCUGGUCCACCUGGCGUUGGAAAAACCACCACAAUUCUAUGUCUGGCGCGCAUCCUGCUCGGGCCAGCAUUUAAAGAUGCUGUUCUCGAGUUGAACGCUUCCAACGAAAGAGGAAUUGACGUGGUUCGUAACCAAAUCAAGAUGUUCGCCCAGCAAAAGGUGACCCUGCCCGCUGGCAGACAUAAGAUUGUCAUCUUAGACGAGGCGGACAGCAUGACUGACGGCGCUCAGCAGGCUCUGCGGCGCACCAUGGAGAUUUACUCACACUCGACGCGAUUUGCUUUGGCUUGCAACAACAGCGAGAAGAUUGUCGAACCUAUCCAAUCUCGCUGUGCCAUGCUGCGCUACAGCCAGCUGUCAGACGCGCAAAUUCUGGCUAAAGUCAUGGAUAUUUGCGAAAAGGAGAAUGCUUCUCACACGAAGGAGGGUCUGGAAGCAAUCGUCUUCACUGCCCAGGGAGAUAUGCGGCAAGCUUUGAACAACCUACAGUCGACCGUGAAUGGAUUCGGACAUGUGGAUGAAAAGAACGUCUUCAAAGUGUGUGACGAGCCUCACCCAAUUCUAGUUAAGGAAAUGUUGCAAAACUGUGUGAGCGGGGACAUAGAUGCUGCUUACAAAAUUCUGGCACAUUUGUGGAAGUUGGGAUAUGCUGCUGAAGAUCUGAUCCAGAACAUCUUCAGAGUUUGUAAAACCAUGGACACAAUUGGAGAAUUCUUGAUGCUGGAGUUUUUGAAGGAGAUUGGGUUGACCCACAUGAAAAUUAUUGAAGGCCUUGGCACCUUGCUUCAGCUCUCUUCCCUGUUGGCUAGACUAUGCCAAGUCAGUGAGAAUAUUGAAACUUGAUUAGUGUAACCUAAGUUGUAAAUAAAUUCAGUUUUAACUUGAUGAAA
Molecule: messenger RNA, 1277 nt
Organism: Cloeon dipterum
Lineage: Eukaryota; Metazoa; Arthropoda; Insecta; Ephemeroptera; Baetidae
Gene: RfC4
Product: replication factor C subunit RfC4
Exons: 6
Coding region: 181-1230 (349 amino acids)
Biological process (GO): DNA repair; DNA-templated DNA replication
Cellular component (GO): DNA replication factor C complex; nucleus
Molecular function (GO): DNA clamp loader activity; ATP hydrolysis activity; ATP binding
Source: RefSeq, a predicted model, not a curated record